Colletotrichum truncatum is the source of this 519-nucleotide messenger RNA. RefSeq names its product HTH-type DNA-binding domain-containing acetyltransferase YbfA. Gene Ontology annotation, molecular function: N-acetyltransferase activity. Lineage: Eukaryota; Fungi; Ascomycota; Sordariomycetes; Glomerellales; Glomerellaceae. The record is from RefSeq and is a predicted model, not a curated record.
AUGAAGAUGGAGCCUCAGGAGACCUUUUCUGCCAAUGGUGUCACUAUUCGAAACCACCGCCCGGGCGACAUGGGCUUCAUCACUUCCCGUCAUGGAGCGAUUUAUGCCAAAGAGUAUGGAUACGGUUACCACUUCGAGGCUAUGGUUGGCAGGAUUACAGCCGACUUUCUCGAAAACUUUGAACCAGCUGCAGAGCGGUGUUGGAUUGCUGAGAAGGAUGGGCAGUUUUUGGGUUGUAUCAUGCUUGUCAAAGAUCGCAAGUCACCCGGACGAGCUAAGCUGAGGUGCUUCCUGGUUGAGGAGAGUGCACGAGGUCUAGGCUUGGGGACACAGCUGGUUGGACUUUGCCUCGACUUCGCAAGGGAAGUCGGAUAUGAGCGAAUUGCGCUACGAACAGACUCUCACCUUGGUGGAGCAAGGAGACUGUACACAAAGGCAGGGUUCAAAAUGGUACUUGUGGAAGAACAUCAAGACUGGGGAGAAAGGAGAAGCGGAGAAGAUUGGGAAUUGAAGUUGUAG